Molecule: messenger RNA, 1587 nt
Organism: Pestalotiopsis fici W106-1
Lineage: Eukaryota; Fungi; Ascomycota; Sordariomycetes; Amphisphaeriales; Sporocadaceae
Exons: 4
Coding region: 1-1587 (528 amino acids)
Biological process (GO): carboxylic acid metabolic process
Cellular component (GO): cytoplasm
Molecular function (GO): pyridoxal phosphate binding; carboxy-lyase activity
Source: RefSeq, a predicted model, not a curated record
AUGCCGCAAACCGACACAAGCCUGCACGGCAUCAAUGGCCAGAUCAACGGUUUGAAUGGUACAACGAAGCAUGAUGCUGCAGGAACCACAUUAAACAGAGCCUCUGAGCUUGAAGAUGCAAAUGCUGUGAAAGGCCUCUUGAUCUCAUAUAUCCGCGCAGCCGAUGAGGCAGCUCCCGUCAGAGCCCAAGGUGGCGAUGCAUCGGCUCAAGCAAGUGUGCUCGUCGAGCCACACGCACCCAAGGCAUUGGUAGAGAAAAUGGCAUUUUCCUUGCCGCAGCAGAGUGGCAAAGGCAAAGACGGGCUCCUUGAGACUAUUAAAGAUGUCUUGAAGUAUAGCGUAAACACUUGGGACCAGGGCUUCCUUGACAAACUAUACUCCAGCACAAAUCCUGUGGGAGUAAUCUCCGAGCUUGUUCUGUCGAUUUUGAAUACGAAUGUUCAUGUGUAUACUGUUGCUCCGGCUUUGACUGUCAUUGAGCGAGAAACUGCACGGUCAUUUGCCCGGCUCUUUGGCUUCACUGGUCCCCGCGCUGGUGGAGUUACAUGUCAAGGUGGUUCCUCCUCGAAUCUCACAUCAUUGAUUAUUGCGCGGAACGCCCUCUAUCCCGAUACCAAGACCAACGGCAACGGGUCUCACAACUUUGUGCUCUUUACCAGCAAGCACGGGCAUUACUCGGUCGAAAAGGCCGCCACCACUCUCGGCCUGGGUUCCGCGGCCGUGAUUCCCAUUCCCGUGGACGACGCUGGCUGCAUGGUCCCGAGCUCGUUGAGAGAAGCUAUUGUCAAGUCCAAAUCCGAAGGCAAGACGCCUCUCUACGUCAACUCUACGGCCGGAACCACCGUCCUCGGUUCCUACGAUCCCUUCCGCGCCAUUGCCGCAAUUUGUAAAGAGUUCAAUCUCUGGCUCCACGUUGAUGGUUCGUGGGGCGGAAACGCCAUCUUCUCGAGCACGCAGCGCCACAAGCUGGAUGGGGCAGAGCUCGCCAAUUCUCUGACCGUGAACCCGCACAAGAUGCUCAAUGUGCCAGUGACGUGUUCGUUCCUCCUGACCAAUGACGUUGGCGUCUUCAAAAAGGCCAACACCCUGGCGGCGGGCUACCUGUUCCACGGCGGCGGCGGCGGCGACGACGACGCAGACAACGAGGAGCAGCACUGGGACCUGGCCGAUCUGACCCUGCAGUGCGGUCGGCGCGGCGACGCCCUCAAGCUCGCGCUGGCUUGGGUGUACUACGGUGCCGCUGGCUUUGAGGAGCAGGUGGACCACGCGUUCGCCAUGGCCUCGUACCUCGCCAACCUGGUCAAUGAGCACCCCGACUUUGUGCUCAUGAGCAGCAACCCGCCGCCCUGCCUGCAAGUGUGUUUCUAUUAUGCCCCCGGGGGCAAGCUGGCCGAUGAGAACAGCGAAAACACUAGACGGACAAGCGAGCUAGUGAAGAAGCUGGUCCCCCGAGGCUUCAUGGUGGACUAUGCGCCGGGCCCGCAUGGCAGCUUUUUCAGGGUUGUCGUGAACUGUCAAACACUAAAGGGAACAGUCGAAGGGUUGCUCAAGGCAUUAGAAGAAGUAGGCAAGCAGGUUGUAGCGUAA